GCAAAUUAGACUUUUCAUUCAUCAAUAGUAAUCCCAGCUACUCCAUCUAGUGAGUAACACAAGAACACUUACUUCUGUGUGACCCAAAAUUCAUUUAAGAGAAAAAGAAAAAAAAGUGUCAAUGGGAAGAGCUCCUUGCUGUGAGAAGGUGGGGUUGAAGAAGGGAAGAUGGACAGCUGAAGAGGAUAAGAUCUUGACUGAUUACAUCCAAGAAAAUGGUGAGGGAUCAUGGAGGUCCUUGCCCAAGAAUGCAGGUUUGUUAAGAUGUGGGAAAAGUUGUAGACUGAGGUGGAUCAACUACUUGAGAUCAGAUGUGAAGAGAGGUAACAUCACUCCUCAAGAAGAAGAGAUCAUUGUCAAGUUGCAUGCUGUUCUGGGUAACAGGUGGUCUGUAAUAGCAGGACAUUUACCAGGUCGCACGGACAAUGAAAUAAAGAACUAUUGGAAUUCCCAUUUGAGGAGAAAAAUUUACUGCUUCAUGAAGUCCUUAAAUGAGUCCCUCCCUCCCAUUGACAUGGCUGCUGUAAACGUAGCUGCUAACUCCAAGAGAAGAACCGGUGGCCGAGGCACAAAAACUCAACAAACCAUACAAGAGGACAAGAACGUGGCUUAUAACACAAGCCAAGUGCCUCAAGUUCAACCAACGCUCAAAAGAAGUGCAACUUCACAAAGUUUCAUUAAUGAUGAGGAGAACCCAACAGAAUAUAGUUUGGAUGGUUAUUGUGAGAACACAUAUGGCACAACCGCUUCAUGCCUCAGCAGCAUGGAUGAAGUUGAGGCCUUGGGACCUUACCAAUGGUUAGAUGAUGAAAUCAUGAAACUUACUCACAUGUUUGAAAAUGGGGUGCUCGUAAACCAAGGUGGAGUUUUAACCAAUAAUGAAGAGUGGCUUAGUAGAAAUUAUGACUGUGGACUAAUGGGAGCAAAUAAUGAAGAAAGCAAAAGUGGUGUUUGGAGCUCAUCUAAUGCAGAAAGUGGAGAGUGGAACACUACUAGCUGUUCGUCAGUGAAUUCUGUCUAUGACUAUCAUCAUCAUCAGUGGCCUGAUAUGCAAUUAGAAGGUAGUGUUGAUCAAUCCUAUAAUCCUUGGGAUUUUUGUGAAGAAAACCAGAACGAGGCUAAUUGCUUUUGGGGUACUACUGGCCAUAAUGAAGGAAAUGGCUUUUACCAGUGAUCGAUCGAUUGCAUGCGCUGAAUUGGGGGAAAUGAUUUACAUAUAUAUAGUAGUGUAAUAAAAGUUUAUGAUCCGAAGAUAAAAGCCUAUCAGUUUCUGCAUGCUGCCAUGCAAAAAGAUCAUAAAAAUUGCUAGAACUUAUUUUGUAUGCCCGUAGAGUAUGGUAAAAUUAUCUUGGUAUGUUUUUAAAAUGUUGUGAAAAUUGUUUGAUCAGAAGAGUACUGUAUUAGAUGUACCAACAAAAGAAGAGUGUAUUA
This is a messenger RNA of Glycine soja, 1431 nucleotides long. Its product is annotated as myb-related protein 308-like. The record is from RefSeq and is a predicted model, not a curated record. Bases 122 to 1174 code for a protein of 350 amino acids. Lineage: Eukaryota; Viridiplantae; Streptophyta; Magnoliopsida; Fabales; Fabaceae. The transcript has 3 exons.